GGAUGUCUUGGUAUUUUGACAGCGCAUGGCUCCUUUAAAAAACAAACAAACAAAAAGAGUGGUGUAUUUUCACCUGAAUUUAGUUGACUUUGUUUGGCUUUACUACUUUGUCACUUUAAUAGUUAAUAGUUACUUUGUAACAUUUAAAAAACUUUUUUUUCAAUAUUUCUUUAAGAAAAGAGCCACAAUUGAGUGGAGCCUGGAGCCGCAGGUUGCAGGUUGCAGACCCCUGCUCUGGUGGAAAGAUGCGGUUUUAUGUGGAGCUGGAGAUUCCUGCCCCACGAGUGACAGAUGGACGGACAGAGGUUUAUGUGUAAAUCAGCGGUUUCCGGGUUCUUCCGGUUUCCCGGGCGCGGAACAUUCUGGACCCGGACUCAGUGCGGAGGCCGGAUGUUCGCAGAAAAGUUGUCCGGUAGUGGAUCUACGCACGCGGCGUCCCUGCUUCAGGUCACCGGCUCGAGCGCCUCGCAGCAGGACAGGUGUAAAGGUUUCCUGCAGAAGAACAAAGAUGGAUUCCUCUGAACCAGACUCUCUGCACCUCAGAGGAUCCACGGCGGUCUCCCUGAACCAGCGCUUCACUCAGCUGCUGACCCGCUCCACCACAGCAGCCCAGCCCCCCCCUCAUCUGAGGAGGAGGAGAGGGGUGUUCCGACUCCUCAGAGUGGGCGUGGCAAAGAGGAGGGCGUCGCUGUCACUGCCGAGGAGGAGGAGGAGGAGGAGGAGGAGGAGGAGCGUCUGGACUCGUCUGGGCUGGACCUGUCAUCCGUGCACAACUCCAGGCUUCUGGAGUUUCAGGAACAAGUACAGAUGGGGGGCCAGGUUCACGAUCCGGGGGUCCAGCCCGGGGGAGCCUCCAGCCGGCAGGGGGCAGGAACGCGGCGCGAGACAUCCCGAGGAAGAAGACUGUCCAAUCAACGGAGCGGCCGCGGUAGCCCCGCCCCCGAGGGAAACCGCCAUCGUGAAAUCAAACGGGCUCAGUGACAGCACCUGCGGCACCAUGGGGAGCUCCGUGCCGUCUGAGGAGGACCAUGAGGAGGCGGGUCCGGACCGGAGCGGAUCCACGGAGUCCUGUGAGGAGAAGCGUGCUGUUCAGGUGAGCUCACCUGCGUACCUGCUGCUGAACGUCUGCUCUGCUGCAGCCGGGGGGGGCGGCGUCCUCCAGGGGAAGCGGGCCAAGAAGACGGUGGAGAGGCUGGACCUCCAAGCCCCCAAACAGAAGGAGAAGCUGAGGAUGGGAGACGGUAAGCUGCCGGAGCGCGCCCCACCGCCGUCCUGCCGCUCAGCGGCUGACCGCAGGUUCGAUUCCCGCCCUGCAGGGGCUGGAGACAAACUGGGGGACAUUCCACGCACCUCCUACCAGAUCAACAGGAUGAAGGCCGCGGACCUGAAGCCGCUCCACUCCAUCCUGUACGACCGGCCCGGGAAGGUAAAGCCCGCAGGUGACCGGCCCGGCCCGCUCAGAACCCUCUCCUCACCCGGUCCCUUUCAGGUGUCCACCAUGAAGAGGAACCUGCGCCUGUUCAACGGCUUCCCCUUCCAGGCGGACAGCGAGCAGUUCCACCGCAAACGGGACAAGCUGCUGAAGAGCUCCAGCCUCAGCAACAGCAAGCUGAAGCUGGUCUGCACCGUCCUGGACCUGGAGAAGAAGGGGACCCACUCAGACCUGAUCCACAGGAUCCUCGGCUUCCUGCUAUCGCCCAAGAACAGCGGAAAGCGGCUUCCUGUGAAGAAGAGGAGGAGGUCCAAGAAGAAGCUGACCGGCGAGGACUCCAAGAAGAAGAGCCGGCCCAGAGAGCGCAGCUCCUGCACCCCCAAGAAGUCCAGAACCAGAAGCAAGUCCAGCGCCAUCGUCAUGGACUCCAGCAGUGACGACGAAGACGAGAAGACGGCAGCUGCAGCGGCGCAGUCUGAUGGGGAAGAUGAAGAGGAGCGGCGCUCUGAGACAUCAGAAGAUGAAGAGCAGUCCUCCAGGUCGGAGUCGGACCGAGCCAAGAAGAAGACGGCCACGUCCCAGGAGACACCAACGAAGAAGAAGAGGAUGAAGAAGAGGAGCUUGGAGGAGCUGCAGCCCAGAAAGAAGAAAGCCGCUCCGCUCCGACCUGCAGCCAAAGUCAAGAAGGCCGACAGCAGCAGAGCCUCCAACACAGCUGCAGACGCAGUCUCUCACCUGCGCACGUGUGCAGCUGCAGACAGCUCUGAUGACGACCAGCCGCUCAUCAAGAUGAUGAAGACGAGUGUGAGUGAUGAGAAGCUGAAGGAGACGCUGCAGACGCUGCUGAGAGACGCCGACCUGGGGGAGAUGACCAUGAAGAAGAUCUGCCAGCAGGUGUUCGACAUGUUUCCAGAACACGACCUUAGCAGCAGGAAGGACUUCAUCAAACAGACCGUUAAGGAUAUCAUCACAUGAAGAUGCAGAGAACACCCCCCACCCCUCCCCCGCUGGUUUUCCUUUAGUGUUUGUUACCUGUUUGAAUGUUCUUUUGUUUAAUAAAGUUUUACAGUUUUGAACAAAA
This is a messenger RNA of Oryzias melastigma (Indian medaka), 2513 nucleotides long. Its product is annotated as protein DEK. The transcript is spliced from 14 exons. Gene Ontology annotation, biological process: regulation of double-strand break repair; chromatin organization. The record is from RefSeq and is a predicted model, not a curated record. Bases 26 to 2407 code for a protein of 793 amino acids. NCBI's taxonomy places the organism in Eukaryota, Metazoa, Chordata, Actinopteri, Beloniformes, Adrianichthyidae. Gene Ontology annotation, cellular component: nucleus. Gene Ontology annotation, molecular function: histone binding; DNA binding.